AUGUUUAGAACGACUAUUAACCCUAUUUUAAGAGUAUCUCGUCCUGCCACUCUGAUUUUACCAAGAAGAUUUAUUUCUACAGAAAUAAAAGAAGCUUUAGAUGGCGCAGUCAACAGUUCCCCUGUUGUUUUGUUCAUGAAGGGUACUCCUGAAUUUCCACAAUGUGGUUUCUCUAGAGCAACUAUCCAAAUCUUGGGCCAACAAGGUGUGGACCCCAGUAAAUUUGCGGCCUACAAUGUAUUGGAAGAUCCUGAACUUAGAGAUGGAAUUAAGGAAUAUUCGCAGUGGCCAACCAUUCCACAAUUAUAUGUGAAUAAGGAAUUUGUUGGUGGAUGCGAUAUAGUUACAUCUAUGGCCAAAUCAGGCGAAUUGGCUGAGUUAUUAGAAGCUAAUGAUUGCUUAGUCCCAGUAGAAGAACCUCAAGAUUCAUCUGCUAACGUUAAACCUGCUCAAAGAAGUUAA
This is a messenger RNA of Dujonia railenensis, 462 nucleotides long. NCBI's taxonomy places the organism in Eukaryota, Fungi, Ascomycota, Pichiomycetes, Serinales, Debaryomycetaceae. The record is from the annotation of a GenBank genome assembly.